AACCACCAUUAACAACAACAGCAGCAGCAGAGGUUCAUUAAAUUGUUUACUCCGCUGCGUCUCUUUGUUUAUAUUAUCAUUAAAUAUUAUAUCUCAACAGAUAUUUAACUGAGCAAGAAUGGCUUCGCCGUUACAGCCCUACAACCAGGCUCCAAACGGAGCGUAUGUGUUCUCUAGUCGACCACGACCUGCUCCAACGCGCCUCAAAUACAAGAACCCUGCGGUGAUUCAAAAUGAAGAAUCAUAUGUAUAUGGAAACAUUAUGUACGAUCGGCGUGUUGUCAGAGGAAAUACCUAUGCACCACACACUCUGCCACUUAGGUCACAGCCUGACCCUGCUGAGCUUCAAAAACAGCAAGAGGCCAGAAGGAGAGCCCUGGCAAGAAAGAGGGCUAAAGAGCAGUUCCGCUUAUUAACCCCAGAAGCAGUUGAAGGGAGGAAACACACGGAUGUGCAGACCGAGCUGUACUUGGAGGAGCUGAGUGAUCAUCCUGAAGAUGCCAGUGUGGGAUGUCAGACUGAUGCAUUCCUAGACAAACCAGCCACUCCUCUCUUUAUCCCUGCCAAGUCUGGAAAAGAUGUAGCCACACAAAUAGAGGAAGGAGAGCUGUUUCACUUUGACACAGAGGUGCAGCCUGUGUUAGAGGUGCUGAUAGGAAAGACCAUGGAACAGGCUCUGCUGGAAGUUUUGGAAGAGGAAGAGCUGGCGUCUCUUAGGGCUCAACAGCGCGCCUUCCAGGAGCUGCGUAAUGCUGAAAUUGUUGAGGUGCAGCGACUGGAGGAACAGGAGAGGCGCCACCGAGAGGAGAAGAUUCGCAGACUUAAGCAGCAGAGAGAGGUCUUGGAGAAUGAGAGAGUGAUAGCCGAGAAAAUAGCAGCUAGAGUAUUUGCUCAGCAAUACCUGGCUGACCUGCUGCCCUCCGUCUACAACACUCUGAGAGACCAGGGCUAUUUCUACGACCCAGUGCAGAGAGAUAUAGAGACAGGAUUCCUCCCCUGGCUGAUGGCAGAAGUGGACAGUGCUUUGGAGAAACGAGAGAUUGUGCUUACAAUGCUUGACACUCUCAUCUAUGAUGUGGCCAACAGCAGACAGGAGACUUGGAAAGACCCUCUUCCCCUGUUGGUCACGCCUGAGAUAUGAUUUGAGUAACCAGCACCUCAAAGCUGUAAAUAAAACAUUGUGUGAUAUCA
Astyanax mexicanus (Mexican tetra) is the source of this 1191-nucleotide messenger RNA. RefSeq names its product radial spoke head protein 3 homolog. The record is from RefSeq and is a predicted model, not a curated record. The transcript is spliced from 9 exons. The coding region runs from base 119 to 1141 and encodes 340 amino acids. NCBI's taxonomy places the organism in Eukaryota, Metazoa, Chordata, Actinopteri, Characiformes, Acestrorhamphidae. Gene Ontology annotation, cellular component: cilium.